AUGUCUAGUCUGGGCGAAAUCUUAUUAAACGCUCAAUCGGCAGAUCCCAAUAUCAGAAAUGCAGCCUCAGACUUACUUCAAACCCAAAAACAAGCAAACUCUGCAAGCUACAUUCUGGAUCUUUCCAAUGUGCUAGCUUCUCAAACUGAGCAUAAAGUCUCUAGGCAGCUUGCAGGAAUCAACCUGAAAAAUGUGCUUGCAAAUACAAAUGAUGAAGAAUUCUUAAUUAAUGUCUGGGACAAGGUUGACGUAAAUACUAAAACAAUCAUCCGCAAUAAUACUUUAGGCACUUUGGCAAGUGAAGAUAGAGAUAUCAGAUUAAGUGCAUCUCAAGCUGUCGCUGCCAUUGCUAAGCGCGACUUAUCUAAAGGUGAAUGGACUGAUAUUGUUGGUAUUUUGAUAGCAAAUGCAUCAAACGUGAAUCUAAAUUUCAGACUCGCCAGCUUAAUGACGAUGGGGUACAUUUGUGAGGGGACCUCUCCAGAAACUCUUAGAUCAGACUUGUCAAAUGCUAUUCUUAGUUCAUAUGCUGCAAAUAUUUCCUCUGAAGAAAAUAACCAAGAAGUAAAAUUAACAGCCCUUAAAGCUCUUAAAAAUUCUUUACAAUUCGCCAAAGGAAUAAUGCAAAAUAAUAAUGAGAGAGAAUAUUUUUUAAAUUUAAUUUUCCAAGCUUGCGUUUUUCAGAAUCAACAAGUAAAAAGAGAAGGCUUUUCAAUUUUAUGCGAAAUUGUAAGAAUUUAUUAUGAUUUUAUUUCUCAUCAACUGCAAGCAAUUGGGAAUGUCACAUUUGAGGCUAUUGCAAAAGAAACCCAAGAAAUAGGAGUCAUGGCCUUAGAAGUAUGGUACUUAAUAGGAGAAACUGAAUUAGAAAGAUCUGAACAAAAUACUCCUGAUGCCCCAGUAAGAGGCUAUAUCAUGAUGGCUAGCGAUUCUAUUGUACCUUUACUGCUAAAUAAUAUAAGUAGGGGAACCUUUGAAGAAGAUGAAUGGGACCUCAGUAAAGCUUGCGCCUGAACUCUUGGCAUAAUAACUCAGUUGACAAAAGACAAGUGCAUAAAUUAUUCAAUCCAUUAUAUCACUUCAAAUCUUGCUAAUUCAGAGUUAAAGCUCCGUCUCAGCUCGAUUAUGAUUUUAAGCUCUAUUUUAGAAGGUCCUAGCCCAAACAAGCUGAUAUCAUUAAUAAACCCUUCACUCCAAAAAUUACUCACUCUAAUGAGUGAUGAAUCUCCGCUUGUGCGUGAAACCACAGCUUGGGCAAUUUCAAGAAUUUGUGAAUAUCAAUCUUUAUCAAUAACUCAGCCUUCGACGUUUAACACUUUAUUGCAAACUUUAUUAAACUCACUAAAAGACUGGCCCAAAAUUGCGACUCAUUGCUGCUGGGCACUGAUUAAACUUAUUGAGCAUACAGCUGAGCUGGGCUACUUUAAAGCGAAUAUUUUCGACCACGUUUUGCAAGAACUCUCAGUUGCUGCAACCAGAAAAGACACGUAUUCAGCUGAGCAUAACCUCGAAUUAGCUUCAUAUACAGCGAUAUCAACUUUAAUAGAAAAAUCCAGCAAAGACUGCAUCCCUCUUAUAGCUGCAAAAAUUCCUAUUUUUAUUAGUAUGCUUAAACAGUCUGCAGCCCAGCAAAAUAAUGAUUAUUUGCAAGGAGCGUUAGCGUCUUUACUGGGCUCUUGCUUUUUAAAAAUUUCUUCUGAAAAUAUGACUGAGGAGCUCAGCAAUUCAUUUAUUGAAGCUUUAAUACAAACUUUUACAGUUAGAAAUACAGUUUAUGGGGAAGGAUUGCAAGCUCUUGGAAAUUUCGCGGAUUUAUUACAACAAAGGUUCGCUGGGUAUUUGCAAAUGGUUGGGCCAUAUCUCGCAUGGAGCUUACAGAAAACCGAUGCUGAAGAAUUGUGCUUGGCAGGUACAAUUGUGAUUGGAGAUAUAGCUAGAGCGUUAGGAGACCAAAGCAAAAUCGUGAUUGGAGACUUAAUUUCACCAUUGAUAGGCAACUUACAAAAUAAUUUAGCAAGCUCAAAUGUCAAAAUCAGAAGCAUCGAAUCACUUGCAGACGUCGCUUCCAAUACAAAAGAAGCUUUUGUCCCUUAUGCUAGUCAAGCUCUAAGCAUCAUUGAAGCAGCUGCAAACCAAUGCAUAAAAAUCAUUAAAGAGCAAGAUGAUCCAGAUCUUUAUGAAUAUUUUGCAAGCCUAAGAGAAGCAAUUUUGAUUUUCUACGAGAGUUUUAUACAAGGAUUAUUAAGUGGAGGCCAAGGUGAAGUUUUAUUGCCAUAUGCUCCUCUUGUUGUUCAAUUUGCCCAAACAGUGACUCAAGAUAUAAUGAAACCAACGACAGUAAGUUUUACAUAGGAAUGCCAUAGAGCUGCUAUAGGGAUUUAUGGUGAUAUUGCUGAUGAAUUUAAAGAAAGGUCAAGAGAGUUCAUUAAAACUCAAAACAUUUUAAACUAUAUUCAGAAAUUUAAACAAUCCAAUAACCCAAGGAUUAGAGAUGUUGCCAUUUGGGCAUCUACAAAGAUUAAUUCAAUCUAA
Blepharisma stoltei is the source of this 2532-nucleotide messenger RNA. The record is from the annotation of a GenBank genome assembly. Lineage: Eukaryota; Ciliophora; Heterotrichea; Heterotrichida; Blepharismidae.